AUGGGCAAGUUUCACGCCCGGUUAUACAAGACCGAUCGAGCGCGGGAUUUCGAUCAUGAACAGGAUCGAUAUGUACGCAUGCGCCAGAUCUAUGAAACCAUUGACCGACAAGGCUAUCAAUGGAUUGUCGUACUAGUUGCCGGUCUAGGCUUCUUCCUUGAUGGUUAUACUCUAUUCGCCAGUAAUAUGGCCCUUCCAAUGAUCUCCUACGUCUAUUGGAAAGACGAUACCUCCUCGAUCCGUCUGACCUGCAUCAACAUCGCAACCUUGGCUGGCACAUUGCUCGGUAUGGUGCUAUUCGGAUUUUUAGCGGACAAAAACGGGCGGAAGAAGAUGUACGGUGUUGAGCUGGUGCUGCUGAUUACCGCUACACUUGGCGUGGUCAUGUCUUCUGAAGGCAAAGAUGGCAGUAUGAACGUCUUCACAUGGUUGAUCUGGUGGAGAGUUUGUGUCGGCAUCGGUGUUGGCGCCGACUAUCCCCUCAGUGCUGUCAUCACAUCAGAAUUCGCUCCGACAAAACACCGUGCCCGCAUGAUGGCCAGUGUCUUCUUCAUGCAACCGCUGGGCCAAAUCGCGGGAAAUCUGGUCUCACUAAUCGUGAUCGCAGUCGGCAGAAACAGCGGCAGUGACGAUCUGACUCGCAGUGUCGACAGCAUGUGGCGGUGGGUUUUGGGUAUCGGCGUUGUUCCCGGUGCCAUUGCGACCCUCUUCAGAUUCGCGAUCCCGGAGAGUCCACGCUACCUAGUCGAGAUUGAGGACGACCCAGUUACCGCGGAAUUCGACGCAACAACUCUCUUCACUGAACCAUCUAUCAGCUCAGGCUUUGAUGCCCAGGGUUUUGGAAACAUUACUUCCAUCAUGGGAAAUUCGAUUAAUCUCCCACCUAUCUCCUCUCUGGCCAGUUCCUCUAUUCACGAAGACGAAGAAUUCAGCAGCUUGCCACCAGCGACCCUGAACUCGAACUGGCGGCUCGCGAAAUCCGACAUAAUCCGAUACUUCUGGACCGAAGGCAACUGGCGCAGUCUGGCUGGCACCACUAUUGCGUGGUUGCUCAUGGAUUUCGGUUUCUACGGCAUCAGUCUUGCCAGUCCGCAAUUCCUUGCUAAGACAUGGGGCCAGCUCCAUAUAUCAAAGUCAGAACCAUACUGGAUGAUCGAUUCCCGCGCAGGAGCUAGCGUGUACGACAUGUUCUUUGACACCUCCACUCGCGCUUUGGUGAUUCUCAACAUCGGCAGUUUUGUCGGUGGUCUCCUGCUUAUUAUUUUCGCCCACCGCAUCGAACGAGUAGCCUUGCAAAAAUACACCUUCCUUUGUCUAUCCCUGCUGUUCAUCGCACUGGGUAGUGUUUUCGUCUGUCUGAUAAAUAGUCCGCCUGUCUCGGUCACCCUCUACAUCAUCGGUCAGAUCCUUUUCAACUUCGGUCCGAACGCAACAACCUACAUGAUCCCCGCAGAGAUCUUCCCCACUCGUUACAGAGCCACUUGCUACGGGAUUAGUGCCGGUGCUGGCAAGCUGGGCUCCAUUCUCGUCCAAAUAUUCUCCACUUACUACCGUUUUGGCGGUGGUCUUGGAGAUGUAUCGACUCGCCACCACGGCAUUGUUCUUUUUGUUUUUAGUGCCUGUAUGAUCAUCGGUGCCAUUGUGACACACUUCUGGAUUCCUCCUCUCCAACAGAAAAAGGGCAACAACAUUCUGUGGGGCGGGAAGCCUUAUACUCUCGAAACGAUGGCCUUGGGUCGCAUGGGACGCAAGAGCCGAGAGGCUGGAAUUCGACAAAGAUCUACACGGAAACGUGCCAUGUCAUUUGGCGGGUAG
Messenger RNA from Penicillium odoratum, 1815 nucleotides. Its product is annotated as phosphate transporter. Gene Ontology annotation, molecular function: transmembrane transporter activity. The coding region runs from base 1 to 1815 and encodes 604 amino acids. The transcript has 5 exons. Lineage: Eukaryota; Fungi; Ascomycota; Eurotiomycetes; Eurotiales; Aspergillaceae. The record is from RefSeq and is a predicted model, not a curated record. Gene Ontology annotation, cellular component: membrane. Gene Ontology annotation, biological process: transmembrane transport.